Messenger RNA from Haemorhous mexicanus (house finch), 3726 nucleotides. It is a transcript of the gene LDLRAP1, whose product is annotated as low density lipoprotein receptor adaptor protein 1. The record is from RefSeq and is a predicted model, not a curated record. The coding region runs from base 565 to 1356 and encodes 263 amino acids. The transcript has 9 exons. NCBI's taxonomy places the organism in Eukaryota, Metazoa, Chordata, Aves, Passeriformes, Fringillidae.
CCGGCCCGCGUUACCCCGGGACCGGGGUUGGGCAGCGGGGGGACACGAACGGGCUGGCCUGGGGACACCUGGGGGGGCUGUGUGACACCUGAGGGGGGACAAAGCCCUCCCCCAGCCCGAGCUGCCCGUCCCAGGUGGCUCCUGGGUGGAAUUCCAGGCUUAGGAGCCCCCACCCGACUUUCACCUUGGCCCCACACCCAUCCUGUGUUUAGAACCCUCCUCCCCCCAGCCCUUCAGGGAGCGGUUCCGUGCUGGCUUCCAGGGGAGAGCAGAGCCCUCUCCUCCCGGGGGGCUCCUCGGGGCUGGGGGUGAUCACUCACCUCACCUGGGUCCCUGCAGCUGCCCGGGCUCAGCACAAAUCCCAUCUUAUCCUCCUUGUGCAGGUGGAGCUUUGCAGGGUCAGGGCACGGGGUGGCUCCCAGUUAAACUGGUGCCUCCUCGAGGGUUUCUUGUGGCUCAUGGAAAACGUUUUGGGGUUUGUUUUGCUGCCUGGGAGAGCUGCAGGGGAGGCUCCCAGAGCUGCCUGAGAACUGGACAGACACGAGGGAGACGCUGCUGGAGGGGAUGCUCUUCAGCCUCAAGUACCUGGGCAUGACCCUGGUGGAGCAGCCCAAGGGAGAGGAGCUCUCUGCAGCCGCUGUCAAAAGGAUCGUGGCCACCGCAAAGGCAAGUGGGAAGAAGCUGCAGAAGGUGACCCUGAAAGUGUCACCCCGGGGGAUUGUGCUCAGGGACAGCAGGACCAACGAGCUCAUCGAGAACAUCUCCAUUUACAGGAUCUCCUACUGCACAGCAGACAAGGCCCACGACAAAGUGUUUGCCUACAUAGCCCAGAGCCAGCAGAGUGAGAGCCUGGAGUGCCACGCCUUCCUGUGCCCCAAGAGGAAAAUGGCCCAGGCUGUCACCCUGACCGUGGCCCAGGCCUUCAGGCUGGCCUUUGAGUUCUGGCAGGCAGCCAAGGAAGAGAAGGAGAAGAGGGAAAGGUCCAUCCUGGCAGCAGAAGGGACCAGCAGCCCCAGCUCAGGAGCUCCUGCCCACCCUGUCACAGCAGCAGCCCUGGGGAACCUGCUGGACCUGGAGGAGCCUGGCAGGGCCCCCCUGGGCAGCAGCACCGAGAGCCCAGGGCUGGACAACAGCAGCUUUGGGCCCAGCCCCUCGGUGAACAACAAUGUGGAGUGGGAGAUGGAUGAUGGUCUGGACGAGGCGUUCUCAAGGCUGGCCCAGUCCAGGACCAACCCUCAGGAUCUGGACACGGGGCUGUCGGCGCAGGAGCUGCAGAGUGCACAGGCUCUGUCCCCCGUGCACUGGAGCCAGCUGGAGCCCAGCCCAGCUGAGCAGGACGAUCUCUUCAUGUUCUGAGGGCAGAGAAGACCCCUCGGAGCCCUGCCUGGAUGCUGCUGGGAGCAGGGAGCUGCCCAGGGCUCCUCACAGCUCCCAGGGUGCUGCAGCCCAGUUCAGACCAAAGCUUCAGACACCUGAUGUGGAUUUUUGUACCUUGCUUUCACCUAAACCACAGGAUGCUCUGGGACAUCUUUGUUCAAAGUUUACAAGUGUUCCUGGGAGGUGUGGAGAGCACCUGCAGGGCCUGUCGCUCCUGCAGGCACCACCAGAGCCCCCUGGAGCAUCCCCCAGGCCAGGCUGGAGGCAGGCACAGCUCUGUGUCACUGACCCAGCCAGCCUGGAACAGCACAGCACCUGCCUGGCCUGGGAGGGGAUCUGCAGCAGCUGCUGAGGCUGAAAUCCAGGAGGGAGCAGAGCUGGUGCUUUGUGCAGUGUCUGUGGCACCCUCACAGCUGUCACUCACUCUGUGGCUCCCAGCUCCUUUCUAACCCAAAGACUUUUUUAACUCAAAGAAGUUUUGCACUUUAAAACUCGAACUGAAAGCAGUGGUCCGGAUUGUCAAGGUAAGCAGUGCCUGGCAGCUCUCCUCAGAAGCUAUUCACCCAAAAAGAGCCACCCUGGCAGUGCUGCAGCUCUGACCCUCACCUCUGAUGGCACUGCAGGUCCCAAAGCCCCAAAGUAGCUUUAAAAGCAAAACCACCAGGGAGGAAGGGUUGGUUUGCUGAUUUCUGCUGGAAAGGGCAGCUUGGGAGGACCAGCAGGACCACAGAUCCACGUUCCCAGCUUGGCCCAGCAGCUGUGCCUGGCCAGGACCUGCUCCUGCCCCAAAGCCAGGUGGCUGUUGCCCCGUGCAUGGGAUGGGGUCAGGCAGGAGCAAUACCUGGCUGCCCAGUGGUGCUCCCACCCUUCUCCCUGACAGCUCCCAGGGGGCUCAGGAAGCUCCAUCUUCCCCUGGGACUGAAAAGCAGCCAUGGAGGUACAACUUGUGCUAACUAAAGGCUGGGUUUAACCAUCCUAAACAGUCUGACUGACACUCGCAGUGUUCGUGGCCUUAUGUGAAGUGUACUAAUCUGUUUUAUAGAUUUGGAACUUGGGUUUGAAGCACUAAUUCAUUCCCCAGAUAGCUCUUUAGAACUCCCUUAGAACUGCUCACAGAAAGGAGAAAACCCCUCAGUCAGCUCUAAGGCUUCAUUAGGAAGCAGCUGAGUGGCUCUGCCUUAGAUUUAUUUUCCCCCCCAAGUGUGAGUGUGAGGAGGUGUUGAGGACUCGUGGAGCUGACUCAGCAGGUCUCUGAUGGAACCUGUGCUCUGUGGGCUCUGCAGAGUGGGCUUAGAGCAGUUCCACAUCCUGGAAGGGCUGUGCCCAGGAGUGCCUCACUCCUGUGUGCAGCACCAGCUCCUGGCCUGGGGGAACCAGCAGGGCUGCUGCAGGCACAGGGCUCAGCCAGGGAGCUGUGCCCGAGCCCAGCAGGGGCCCUGGGAGCCCAGGGAGCUCUGCUCUGCCAGGAGCCUGGGAUGGAGUGAGAGGGACACAUCCUGCUCUGCCAGGAGCCUGGGAUGGAGUGAGAGGGACACAUCCUGCUCUGCCAGGAGCCUGGGAUGGAGUGAGAGGGACACAUCCUGCUCUGCCAGGAGCCUGGGAUGGAGUGAGGGACACAUCCUGCUCUGCCACGAGCUUGGGAUGUGUGAGGGACACAUCCUGCUCUGCCAGGAGCCUGGGAUGGAGUGAGAGGGACACAUCCUGCUCUGCCAGGAGCCUGGGAUGGAGUGAGGGACACAUCCUGCUCUGCCAGGAGCCUGGGAUGGAGUGAGAGGGACACAUCCUGCUCUGCCAGGAGCCUGGGAUGGAGUGAGAGGGACACAUCCUGCUCUGCCAGGAGCCUGGGAUGGACUGAGGGACACAUCCUGCUCUGCCAGGGGCCUGGGAUGGAGUGAGAGGGACACAUCCUGCUCUGCCAGGAGCCUGGGAUGGAGUGAGAGGGACACAUCCUGCUCUGCCAGGAGCCUGGGAUGGAGUGAGGGACACAUCCUGCUCUGCCAGGAGCCUGGGAUGGAGUGAGGGACACAUCCUGCUCUGCCAGGAGCCUGGGAUGGAGUGAGAGGGACACAUCCUGCUCUGCCAGGAGCCUGGGAUGGAGUGAGGGACACAUCCUGCUCUGCCAGGAGCCUGGGAUGGAGUGAGGGACGCAUCCUGCUCUGCCAGGAGCCUGGGAUGGAGUGUGAGCAUUCCCCUGAGCACUGACCUCUCUCCUUUCCUGGAGCAGCAGAUCCUGACAUUCACAACACUAUCUAUGUGUGUCCAGAGUGGUUUUUUUUUGUUUGUUUGUUUGUUUGGGGUUUUUUUAAGAAAACCUGAUGCUGUAAAGAAUAAAAACUGCCAUUUUUUGGA